AAUUUCAGUUUGAAGGGUUUGCUUGAGUCAAGCAAAGCUUCAAUCUUGUUUCCAGAGCAAGGUAUUAAUGGAUACUGCACUGUUUUCGCCAUCAUCACUAUUUGCCUGUAGCGACGGAAGUUCCUCUGAAGAAGAGGAUGUUCAUCAGAGUUUCGAGGAGAGGCGGCACCAUUUUCCUGGAAUGGAGUUGCUCAUUCGGGAGUUUUCAUUUCACCAGCUGAAUGCUAAUUUACUUUGGCCGGGGUCUCUUAAUUUUGCUGAAUGGCUAGUUCAGAACAAGUCAUGGGUUGAAGGACGUCGAAUCAUUGAGUUGGGAAGUGGAACUGGAGCAUUAGCUAUAUUCCUGCAGAAAUCGUUUCAGAUACUAAACAUUACAACUUCAGAUUAUGAUGAUCAGGAAAUUGAAGACAAUAUAGCUCAUAAUUGCAGGGUUAAUGGAGUUGUUCCAGUCCUUCCUCACAUUAAGCAUUCAUGGGGAGAUCCUUUUCCUUGUAGUGACCCAGACUGGGACCUUGUUAUUGCUAGCGACAUCCUAUUAUAUGUAAAACAGUAUGACAACCUUAUUAAGACUCUCUCAUUUCUCCUCAACUGUUACAAGAUCAAAGGCAAUAAAGAAAGCUCUAGGAGCAGUGAAAACGAUAUGGAUACACAACAGCUAAGGCCUGUGUUUCUGAUGAGUUGGCGUAGGAGAAUAGGGAAAGAGGAUGAAUCUUUGUUUUUCCAUGGCUGCAAGAAUGCUGGUCUAGAAGUUGAACAUCUAGGAUCCCGUGUAUACUGUAUCACUCCUGGAGAGAUAAUCAUCGAGGAAGCUGCAUAAACUUUUGGUAACUGUUUAUCAGAUUUUGGGUUCAACCCUUGGUUUUAUGUUAAAUUAGGAUUGAUUACAUAACUGGAAUUUGGUCUUUAACAGUUUGGAUGGACAGUUUGUGUUCUUUUUGCUUCCAUUUUAAAACAUGUUCUCAAAAUUCAGAGGACAUCAACUAUGUUAUUAUCAUU
Molecule: messenger RNA, 996 nt
Organism: Impatiens glandulifera
Lineage: Eukaryota; Viridiplantae; Streptophyta; Magnoliopsida; Ericales; Balsaminaceae
Product: EEF1A lysine methyltransferase 3
Exons: 7
Coding region: 68-817 (249 amino acids)
Source: RefSeq, a predicted model, not a curated record